GGAAAAUCUUCUUCAAAUAAGGCAGCCGGAUAUCCUUUUUAGCUACCAACGGGAACGAACAGAUUGCACCUAAUCGGAACAGCUCAAAUCCGGAAGAUCCGCGUCCGUGCAAUAAAACAAAUCGCCUUGUUGUGGCUAGCAGUCCGCGAGCAAAGUCACCAGGUUACUUUGAUCGGUUCACCAAGUUUAGAGACAAUUAACUGAAAGGAAUCUGGAUUCAAGAGCCAUACUGGGCUAAAUGCUCAAUGUAGCAGCAAAAGAAGAAAAACUGUUUGUGAAGUCUUUAAAGAAAGAAGUGUAGUGUGUAGAAAUGAUGCCAAGUCGUAAAAAAAGGAAACUGGAACCUGCAGACCCAGAGCUGGCCGCGUUCGAAAAGCUGAACUUAGUUCUUGGUCGUCAUUAUUUCGACGUCCGGCAACGGCUUUCCCUCGACUACGUACCGCCCUGCGUCCGGAACGUUACCGCGUGUGCAUCGACCCAUGUUCGGAAAAGCGGAAUCCGCACCCGGUUCGUGGGCAGCAUGUGCGAGGAAAACACACAGGAACAGAUAGGAGAACAGCGGGCGGACCAGUUCGUGUACUUCCUGUUCCACGCACUCCGGCGCCAAGAGUUCAUUGGAACGGAUUUGUUUGUGGCCGGUCUGCAGCUGAUUCUGACCAUCGAUGAACCUUCGCCAGAACUGCAGGCCGACUACGGGGCUUCCGAGGUGUUGCUGGGGAUGUACGAGGCACUUGAAAAGUGCCUUGACCUAUUCCCGCCUUGCCGUUGGGAUCUACGAUCCGCUUACCACGACAUCGUCUACGGCCAUCUGGAUGCACCGUGUUUUGCCAAGUGCGAUCCGAAAGAGGGUUUACUGAAGAACACACUGUACCUGCUUGAGCAUUUAAUUGAAAACGAUGAUCAGCCCCAUCGGGUCGCGGAACGUGUGACACGCGGAAGCAAGCAAAAAUCCGGCCCCAGCAGUUCCUCGUGGAGAAUCGGUGGCCAUCGACAGAGCUACGAUUUCGAACAGUUACCGCGAGAGGAACGAUUCAAACGCCUGUUUAUGGUGCUUCAACUGUUGGUGAAACUUCUCGAAAUGGAUCUGGCCAUGUGGAUCCUACGAAAUCCAUCAAAAACGCAACAGAAUCUCUGUAAUCGUUCGCAUUGUCCACUGAUAGUGCAAGUCGUGUGGCGGGACGGUAGCUGUGGCAGUGUGAAUCUGUUCAUUCGUAAGCUACUCGAAACAUUCGUCAACAUAAACGCCCUCGAGUACCCGGAAGAAGAUAUUGCUGUAAUCUCCCGCUUGCUUAAUCUCGUCUCCGUUGCGGUUAACUUGAGCGAAUUCCAGGACAACGACGGGAUGAUAGAAUAUCCGUGCCUGAAAGAGAAUAGCAGCUACUUUGCGAAGCAACUGUGGAUCACGAUCGAAAAGUCUACAUAUUUUUGUAUGCGCCUUUGUCUCGCCAGCAUCCGCCAUGUGCGAACCCCGUACCUGAUACACUUUCUAGUGAAUCAACUGAUCCGCAAACUUAACCCGCACCAACAUCCCCUCAACGUACGAGGUUUCUUUCAACAGUUGCUGGAUCGGAAAUGGGUUGCAUAUGGAACUGAUACGGGAACGGUAGACACGCAGCCGUCCAGCACUCUCACAUAUCCGGUUUUGAACCGUAAUCACAAACGAGCGAUAAGCAGCGACAUCACCUGCGAUCAGUACGUCGAUCUAGUAUUCCGGGGAUUCCAAGCUUACUGUGAUAUGUAUGCGCUUGCUGCCUACUUUAGAGAAUUCACCAACAAACAGGAAAGUGAAGACGUAAACAUGGAAACGGACGAAGAACCGGCAGCUCUAGGCUUAAUGGAACUUGAAAGCAUUCCGCGUAACAUUCACAUCGUAACGCAACCGGUGACCGAUGACCGAAUGGUAUUCCACGGGAUUAAUGUAACAACCAAGACGGUGCUGGAAUACCGCGAAAACCUAAAGUACCUGUUGCUGAUCGAAGAACAACUGAAAAGGCUAGAAACGGUAGAAGAGAGGCAGCUUUUCCACAAAUGGAUUUCGUUCCUAUCCACUAUCGAUCCUCUACUGGCUAUCUAAUUUACCUUUGUUUUUAUUUAUUCACACCUUUUAUACGGCAUACGCUCUGUUCGUUCGAUUUAUGUUUGAAUUGUGUUGACACAGAAUUAGAGAAAAGAUGAAUAAAUAGUAUCCUGUUCCGUCUGUUACAUCGGUAGCAGAUCGUAGGUAUUGA
Anopheles aquasalis is the source of this 2228-nucleotide messenger RNA. RefSeq lists its product as uncharacterized. The record is from RefSeq and is a predicted model, not a curated record. NCBI's taxonomy places the organism in Eukaryota, Metazoa, Arthropoda, Insecta, Diptera, Culicidae.